GCAUCCCUUUUCCUCCUUCAUCCUUCUUCUCAGCUCUACCAUCUCCCUCAUCUCGAACAACAUCGACACUUCAAUUCUCGAUCUGUCCCGCGUCAGCCAGCACGAGAGUUGCAACGUCAGCCGACCUCUGUCGAAUCUCCAGCCUCACCUAGCAUUCAAUUAUCCAUAUCUUCACUCCUGACAUCACAAUGCCUGCUCCUCAAGUCAACGGCGAGGUGUCAAACCACAUCCACUCCGCCUUCCUCCAGCAUCUGCUCUCGUAUCCCCUGGUUAGCGACAGCAUUCACACUGUGACCUCCAACGAACUCGCGCAAAAGUCCAUCAAGCUCGGCGACUCUGCCUAUCGAACUUUCGCCGCCCCUGUGCUUCCCUACCUCCAGAAGCCCUAUGGCCUCAUCUCUCCCUACUUCCAAAAGGCCGACUCCUUUGGCGACCAGACCCUGGACCGCAUUGACGAGCGCUUCCCCAUUGUCAAGAAGCCCACGGGCGAUCUCUACAACGAGACGCGUGGUCUGAUCCUGCUUCCCUACCAGAAGGGCCUCGAGGGCAAGGAGCAUGUCUCCAAGAUCUACGCUUCCGAGCUCAAGAAGCUCGAGCAGGACGGCGUAGUAGCCCAGGGCAAGGCCGCUGUUUCCACCGCCUUUGUCGUUAGCAACGAGACGCUGGCCUGGUUGAGCAACUUGGUUGCCGUCAAGAAGGCCGAGGCCGCUGACGCCAGCAAGGAGAAGAUCAACCAGUAGACGAGUUUCCCGAAUGGAUUACCAGCGAAUUUUGUCUUUUCUUGUUUGAUCGGCGCUCUUUUUCCCUUUUCAUUUGUCUUUUUUCCAUCUUCACUUCAGCUUCCGCAUCUUCGUCGUUGUCGUGUCGCGCCCGGCUUCUUUCAUCGUCGCAUCGUCGAUUUCCGACGCCAGUCUAUUUCGCAUGCCAUAAGAAACACCUGGAAACAGGGAGGCCGGAGUAGACUGCUUGUUGGAUUGCGACUGGGCGUCUUUAGCCGGUGUCAGUAUCGCCUGUUUCCCCAGCGGCCACACUCUGACGCAUCUUGGUUCGAUUGGAUUCGAUCCUCAUUCCACUCCCUUGUUUCGCCAUGCUAUCAAUCCACCACCCGCCUCACGAUACCUGUGUGACCUGGGGACGAAUUGGGACCUCAUUCCCACCGGCAAAUGGAUGGCAAUUGGUCUAGGAUGGGAGGGUUUCCAACACGGAACGCUUGACUCUUCUUUGUUUUCAUGU
Messenger RNA from Trichoderma reesei QM6a, 1233 nucleotides. RefSeq lists its product as uncharacterized. NCBI's taxonomy places the organism in Eukaryota, Fungi, Ascomycota, Sordariomycetes, Hypocreales, Hypocreaceae. The record is from RefSeq and is a predicted model, not a curated record. Bases 189 to 740 code for a protein of 183 amino acids. The transcript has 2 exons.